AUGGCGAAUAUACGGAGUGAGGUGCUCUCCCCGUUCCGGUCGGUGCGGAUGUUCUUCUACCUCGCGUUCAUGGCCAGCGGCACGCUGGGGGGGCUCAUCGCGCUCGCGCGGCUCCUCCCGGCGCUGUCCGUGUCCGACCCCGCGCUGGCGGCGGGCGCGGCCGACACGCUCAAGGGCCUGGGCAUCGACGUCGCGGCCGUCUCGCUCUUCGCCUUCCUCUACUCGCGCGAGAGCAAGGCCAAGGACGCCCAGGUGGCCAGGCUCGCGCGGGAGGAGCGCCUGUCCAGGCUCAGGCUCCGCGUCGGCGCCGGCGCCGGCGCCGAGGGCGCGGGCGCGGGCAGCAGCAGGCCGUUCACGCUCAGCGAGCUGCGGGGCACCGCGCGGCUCGUCAUCGUGGCGGGCCCCGCGGAGUUCGUCGCCGAGUCGUUCCGCAGGAGCCAGCCGUUCCUGAGGGAGCUCGCGGAGAGGGCCGUGCUGGCGGUGCCCUUCGCCACGGACGGCAGCACGCCCGAGCUGCGGCUCGACGGCAGCGGCGAGGACGGCGUCGACGACGACGACGACGUUGCCAGGAGGAGCAAGAGGCUCUGGCAGCUCACGCCGGUGUACAUAACUGAAUGGGCGCAAUGGUUAGACGAUCAAAAGAAGCUGGCCGGCGUGCCAUCUGAUUCCCCCGUGUACCUCUCCCUCCGGAUGGACGGGCGCGUCCGCGGCAGCGGCGUGGGGUACCCGCCGUGGCAAGCGUUCGUGGCGCAGCUGCCGCCGGUGAAAGGGAUGUGGUCGGGUCUUCUCGACGGGAUGGACGGCAGGGUGCUCUAG
This is a messenger RNA of Miscanthus lutarioriparius, 816 nucleotides long. The record is from the annotation of a GenBank genome assembly. Lineage: Eukaryota; Viridiplantae; Streptophyta; Magnoliopsida; Poales; Poaceae.